Molecule: messenger RNA, 4392 nt
Organism: Anopheles darlingi
Lineage: Eukaryota; Metazoa; Arthropoda; Insecta; Diptera; Culicidae
Product: protein zer-1 homolog
Exons: 10
Coding region: 719-3046 (775 amino acids)
Cellular component (GO): Cul2-RING ubiquitin ligase complex
Molecular function (GO): protein binding
Source: RefSeq, a predicted model, not a curated record
GGACUCUCCAAUGCAUACGAGCGUUCUUAGUUACUACAUGGUUACUUGAGCGAGUGUUUUGUUCUUUAUUGAUUGCAGCGCUUGUGUCGAAGCAGCCAACGAUUCAGUGUGGUGUAGAGUGUCCGAGUGUCGCGUUUUCUGGUGAAUCAUUGGCUGUCGUCAUCCGUCGCGUAUAGGUGGUAGUGAUCCUUAGAAGGUGCUGGAUUAAGUGCGAUUUUUUAGAGUGCAUCAGCACUUUUUGGAUGACGAGACAGUGUCCAUUCCGUUGGCAUAGAUCUGCAGUGGUACGGUGUCAACCGCGCACACACAUACUCGCGAGCAUAAACAUCUAAAUCGUACGCACAAAUCGUAGCCAGCCACCAACCAGCUGCUACUGUUCGCUAUUGUAACGUCGUAGUAAGCUGUGUAGGGUGGCAAACAAAGAGCAGCUCCGGAGCAUUGCGUUGCAUACUUCACUGUUCCAUCACGCCCCAUUGCGACGCAUAUCGCCGCACACACCAGCAGUCAGCAGUUCUCGUCUAGUAGCGCUAGGGGCCAAGAAAAGCUUUGUGUAUUUGGUGUUUGGUGCUGUGCGCGUUGUUUGGUAGAGUAACAUUCCUCAUUGCGUAAAAAGGUGCAAGAAGCAGGCAAGUCAAGCCCAGCAAAAGAACCAGUAUCCGGUCGCGCGCGUGCUAACGUGUAAUCGUGUCGAACCUGUACCCAGCCCGCCUGCAGAACCAUGUUGGGACGCGUGAGGCUUAAAGAGAAUGGCAUCAUGGAUGAGGAGCUGCCGACGCUGCUGGAACUCAGCAUGCGUUUCCUGGCCCGGAACCUCUCGGUCAUCUGCACCACCGACCCUGUCACGCACCAGCUGGAACUGAAACAGGACAUCAUCAUACCGAACGAGAUCUGCGACAGAUACCUACGGUACCAGCAAGAGUGCGGUCGCAACAUUAACGACAAUAUCAUCCGGAUAUUCCGUGACAUACAGCGAACGCCUCUGCGCCAUGUCAGCCUGCGCAACAGCACGAUCACGAACGAGGGUAUGCGGAUACUGCUGCAGCAUCAGCUCGAGUCGCUGUCGAUGUGGUACUGCAACAAGAUUACGACCGCCUCCUGGAACAGCCUGAUCGAGCACUGUCGGCAGCUGCGGUCGCUGGAAUUGGGCCGCUUCGUCGAUAUGCUAAAGCACAGCGAGCCGAACGAGAAGACGCCGAUUGACUUCCAGCUGCAGUUGCCGGAACUGCAACGGUUGAAGCUGAACGGUGUGGUGUUGCAACCGACGCUCCAGUUCGGACACCUCACCCAGCUCAUUCAUCUCGAUCUGACCGCGUGCAUCUUCGCCGAAUUCAGCCUGAAAGCGCUGGUCGAGUUGCCGGCCUUGCGCACACUCAUCCUGUUCAACGUGUGGCCCCUCGAGCACGAGUUCCCGACACUGUGCAAGCUGAAGAAUCUUGAAACGCUCGAUCUGUCGGUAUCGCGGGCGAAUGUGGACGGCAACUAUCUGACGCCGAAUAAGCUGUUGGCGAACUUGGUAGAGAAUCUGCCGAAACUGCGGCAUCUUGACAUUUCCGGUACGAACCUGGCCGGUGAUGGAGUGGCCGAGCGGGCUGGCUCGUCGACGGGCAGCAGCUCCGACAUUCCGGGGCUAGUGAGCCGCGUCGAGCGGCCACUGGAUUUCCUAGGCAUCUACUACACAUCGCAUUCGGCCUGCAAGUGGCAUGACAUUCCGGCACUCAGGAUUGCCGGUGAGGCGAACGAGGAACAGAUACUGGUGGCGGCCGUUGCCUAUCAGGAUCGGCACGAGCUGCUGACGAAGGUAUUGAACGAUCUGUACCAUCUGCUGCGGUUCGAAACGUGCAAGCAGAUCCACAAAGCUCUAGACGUCGUCCUGUCCGCGAUGGAUAAGCACAUUCGCGUGAAAAAUAUUCAAAUCAGUGGCAGCGCCACACUGUUUUACAUUGCGAAAGGCCGAGAUAAGAUGAAGUUCGGUGUACCGCUGAAGAACCACAUCAUACACACACUGCUAAACGGCAUGUCGACGCACCUGACGGACGAUACGAUGAUGCGCAACGGUUGUCUAACGCUUUGCCAAUUCAAUAUCCCACAGGAUGUGAUGUUUGAGUACGAGCGCCUGGUACAGAUAUUGCUACACGGUGUGUCAUACCGCGAGCAGGAAGGGUUCGUUCAGCGUAUCGCGAUCUAUCUGCUAAAUUCACUCGCGUGCCAGGUGGACGGCCGCCAAAAGAUGUUCCUCGGCGAUCUAGGUGCUAUUUCGACGAUGCUGAACCUGAUCAAUGAUCGGCUGUCACGGCGCGUGUUCGAUGAUGUGAUGGAGGUAGCUUGGUCAACGAUGUGGAAUGUGACGGACGAGACGGCCAAGAACUGUGAGCGCUUCUUGGACGGUCGAGGCAUGGAGUAUUUUCUCGGUUGUUUAAAACUGUUCCCUGAACGAGAUGAUUUGCUUCGCAACAUGAUGGGUCUGCUAGGAAACGUGGCUGAGGUGAAGGAGCUUCGACCACGCCUAAUGACCCACGAAUUUAUUACCGAGUUCUCCGAUCUGCUCGACUCGUCCAGCGAUGGGAUAGAGGUGAGCUACAAUGCGGCCGGUGUGUUGGCGCACAUCGCCUCGGAUGGGGAGGCCGCCUGGACGAUUGCGAAACCGACGCGUGAAAGCGUGCUACAGCGGAUGGUCGAGGCGAUCGAGCGGUGGGAUCUGUCUGCCGAACGCAACAUCAACUACCGCAGCUUCGAGCCAAUUCUGGGUCUUAUCCGCUGUUAUCAUACGCCCCAGUGUCAGCACUGGGCCGUCUGGGCUUUAGCGAAUCUAACCAAAGUUUAUCCGACCAAGUAUUGUCGGUUGGUCGAACAGGAGCGAGGGGUCCAAUUGCUGCAGGAGCUGAUCGAGGAUCCGCAGCCGUACCCACGCCUUAAGGAGCUGGCUCAGAUCGUGCUGACGCACUGUCGCAGCCUCAGUGAACCCUUGAUGGCGCUGCACGGUGGUGACAUUGCCGUUGACGACACAUCGAACGGUGGCGAGUCGACAGGAAUGGAGCUGGACGGUUAGAUGGCAGCAAGCUAUAGUUGAGUUGAAUAACAAAAGCACGCGAGCGAGUGAUAAAUUAGAGUUUAGGUCUUCAGGCCGCGGGUCCGCGGGAACAAAAUCGGCAAAAUUCAUAGAAUCAUGAAGUCACAGGUACAGCCUCCGGUACAAUGGAAGAAGGAGUAGUAAUGAAACAUUCUCGGUUGGCAAAAUGGGAUCGUCCUUUAAUUUCAGCAAUGAGCUGCAUGUAGAUUGAUUCAGCACAUAAACGCCAAGACGGGCCCCAGAUGAUUGGUUUUCAUGCAUUCUUGCGGUACAAACAUGAUUAACGAGAGCCACUGGUCGUUGCUGUUGUUAACGCUGCUGCCGUCGCUACCACUACUGCUGCUGCAUGUGUACAUAUUAAGUAAGAAUAAGAUUUGAGAACAGAAAUGAAAGCAUGAAAUGUGACCAGGUGAUAAGAAAAGCGCAAACAUAAAUAUGGCGCUAGUGUCUGUACGAAGACAGAAAAGCAGACCCGUCCGUUUGUGUGUUUGGUUGUAGCGCAGCACGAGAGAGAAAGGGAAGAUAGGGUACAGCGCUAGUGUUACCCGUUUUUAGUUUACUUCCCUUUUUAGUACCUACUAAGCUAGUUGUUUGUUGCUUCCUUCUUCUCUUCAUCUCACAAGCAUCCGCUACAAUGAGACCCGCUUCUCUAGCGCUUAGUUUGGCGAACCUGUGUUUCCCUUCUCUAUGUACCUCUAUUCUGCUAUACUGAUAAGGGCCAGUGUUGCCUUGCGAUAAGCGUUUGAAAAAACGGUUGACGACAAUGAUAGCAGCUUUUCUAUUUAUUAACACUUCCUGAUGCAUCCUGACAUUUUAUAAGACCAUUCGACUGAAAGGAGAUAUGAAACACAUAGAAUGUGAAAUUGAAAGUGUUUGGAAGACCGUUCGUUUCCUUGCUUUUUCUCAAUUCAGAAUUCUUUCGAUGGCAUUCGGCCAAAAAUCAACGAAGGCCAUGAGAACGAUAUGCUCGUAUAAACCGUUGUGAGAGUGGGCCAGUUGAUCAUCUUCUCAAGCGCAAGGAACGAUACUGGCGACCCCGUUAGGUUAGAGAAUGGGUAAUUGUUACGGUACGGCAACGAUCUGAACCCAGGAGAGUCAAGAUGUCCCGGGAUGAUAGCGGGAACUCUUAGCUUCUGAAACAGGCUGAAAUGAAUGUAACUUCAAACAAAUAAUACAAAUUCAAUGUGAUGCGAUGUCGUCGGAGCGAUUUAGCAAUACACACGUACACAAAAACAAAGCAACGUAUAAUUAAAAGAAAAUCAACAAACAAACAAAAGAAAGCAAAUAAAGAGCAACUUUCGAAAGAAUGAUUACCGUGAGUCACG